ACCUUAUAAACUAUUUAGCUCAAAGUUCUAAAGAAAAAUGGCCUCAAAUUUUGUGGUGCAUUUUCUUUUCAUAUCUUCAUUAUCUCUAGCAACAUCAUCAACCUUCGCCAAUAAUGGCAUAAAUUGGUGGUGCAACCAAACCCCAAAUCCUAACCCAUGCAAAUAUUUUAUGAGCCAUGACCUCAAACCCAAACACAAAGCCGAUUUCAAAAAAAUGAUGAUCCAAAUCGCUUUAGACCGCACUCGUUUCUCACACAACCAAACAAAAGAGCUCAUACAUAAGCUUAAAAAUAAUGAGCAUGACAAGGUCGCAUGGGCCGAUUGUUUAACCCUUUAUGAGAACACAAUCUCUGAACUAAACAAAACCUUAAACCCUACCAAAAAAUAUCGUACCGAGUUUGAUAAACAAACAUGGCUAAGCACUGCUUUAACAAACCUUGAAACAUGUAAAUCCGAGUUAUUUGAUCAGCUAGGUCACGUCCUUGAUUUUAUUCCACCACAUAUUUACAACAAUGUGUCUGAGUUGAUUAGCAAUGGCUUAGCCAUGCACAACAAAUUGGCUAUCCCUCAAACACAAACAUACAAACUAGGGUUUCCUACAUGGGUCACUAGACGCGAUAGGAAGCUAUUACAAUCGUCUUCUACAAAAGCUGCGAACCUAGUGGUGGCUAAAGAUGGAUCAGGAAAUUUUAAGACUAUUCGCGAGGCCCUUGAUGCCGCAGCAAAGAGGACGAGAAGUAGUGGAAGAUUUGUAAUCCACAUUAAGAGUGGUGUGUAUGCAGAAUACCUUCGUAUUGGUACAGAUUUGAAGAAUAUUAUGCUAGUAGGUGAUGGUAUGGAAAGUACAAUUAUUACUGGCAAUAGAAGCAAGGGAGGAGGUUUCACUAUUUUUACCUCCGCAACUGUUGCUGUAACGAGUGAUGGAUUCAUAGCUCGUGAUAUAACCUUUCGCAACACUGCCGGGCCACAGAAUAACCAAGCAGUUGCACUUCGUGUAGGCUCUGACCUCUCAGUCUUCUACAAAUGUGGUUUUGAAGGAUACCAAGACACACUUUAUGCACAUUCACAAAGACAAUUUUACAGAGAAUGUAACAUUUAUGGCACUAUUGAUUUUAUCUUUGGUAAUGCAGCAUCAAUAUUUCAAAAUUGCAACAUAUUUGUUAGGAAACCUCUUUCUUCACAAAAAAAUGUUGUCACAGCCCAAGGAAGAACUGAUCCUAAUCAAAAUACAGGCAUUAUUAUACAAAAAUCGCGCAUCGCGCCAUCAUCGGACCUUAAACCUGUUAUAUCAUCAUUCCCAACCUACUUAGGACGACCAUGGAAGAAAUAUUCACGUACCAUAUUUAUGGAGAAUUUUCUUGAUAGCUUUAUAAAUCCAUCUGGUUGGUUAAAAUGGGAUGGUAGUAAAUUUGCACCUAAUACAUUAUUUUAUGGUGAAUAUAAAAAUUAUGGGCCUGGAUCUUCAACAAGUGAAAGAGUGAAUUGGGGUGGAUACAAGAUUUUUACUAGUGUUGCUCAAGUUUCUCAGUUUUCAGUGGCAAAUUUUAUUGGAGGUCAAUCUUGGUUACCAGCUGCUGGAGUUCCUUUCAGUAGUGGAAUUUAAGUUUAAUUUAGCAUAUAUAUUCUUGUAUCAUAUGUAUGGCUUGACAUUUAACUAGCAAUAAAAAGAGAAAAAAUCAAAAGCUAAGUACCAUGUAAAACGUUGUUAGAUAAUAAAUAAAGAAAGUGACCUUUGUGUAAUUUGCUUAACUUUUGAUAUUUUUCAUAUAAAGAAUACCUAGUCAAACC
Molecule: messenger RNA, 1788 nt
Organism: Beta vulgaris subsp. vulgaris (sugar beet)
Lineage: Eukaryota; Viridiplantae; Streptophyta; Magnoliopsida; Caryophyllales; Amaranthaceae
Product: pectinesterase
Exons: 2
Coding region: 38-1603 (521 amino acids)
Biological process (GO): cell wall modification
Molecular function (GO): pectinesterase inhibitor activity; pectinesterase activity
Source: RefSeq, a predicted model, not a curated record